Colletotrichum aenigma is the source of this 1197-nucleotide messenger RNA. RefSeq lists its product as uncharacterized. The record is from RefSeq and is a predicted model, not a curated record. Bases 1 to 1197 code for a protein of 398 amino acids. The transcript has 2 exons. Gene Ontology annotation, molecular function: hydrolase activity, acting on carbon-nitrogen (but not peptide) bonds. Lineage: Eukaryota; Fungi; Ascomycota; Sordariomycetes; Glomerellales; Glomerellaceae.
AUGGUCACCUCUCGCCAAAAGCCCGAUGAAAUUGAUAUCUCUAAAUACAUCACCCCAUGGAAACCCUCCAGCCAGAAGACGUACCUGCUGAGGAACGCUAAGAUUGUCGACCCUGUCAGCGGCACCACCUCGGAAAAUACCUCAAUCGCGCUUGCAGAUGGCAGAAUAGCUUUUGUUGAGCCGGCCAGCUCCUCCGGCGAGGUGCAGCUGGACGUUAACCCCGAGAAUAUUCCCAAUGUUCUCAAAUCCAUGCUGGACCGCGGCUUCACUACCGUCCGGGACUGCGGCGGUGCAACCUUGGCCAUGAAAGAAGCGAUCGAAGAGGGCAUCCACCCGGGACCUCGCCUAUUCAUCUCUGGGAAGGCACUUUCGCAGACGGGCGGGCAUGGAGACAUGCGGGGCCGCCACGAUACUGUGCCCUGCUGCGGGGGUGAUGUAUCGGGCAUCAGCCGUAUUGUGGAUGGAGUGCCCGACUGUCUUCGUGUUGCGAGGGAUGAGCUACGCCAGGGGGCUGAUUUCAUCAAGAUCAUGGGUGGUGGCGGUGUUGCUAGCCCGACGGAUCGAAUUGACUCCUUGCAGUUCUCUGAUGAAGAGAUCAGAGCUAUCGUCACUGCCGCAACAAAUGCGAAGUCGUAUGUCUCGAGCCAUUGCUAUACCACCGAGGCCGUCCGUCAGGCUAUUGGACAGGGUGUCAGGGGCAUCGAACAUGGCAACCUGAUCGAUCUGGAAACUGCCAAGCUGAUGGCCGAGAAGGGGACAUUCCUCACUCCGACGCUUGUCACGCAUUUCAUGUCCAAGGAAUUACACUUCCUCGAGCCAGAGUCCGAGGCCAAGGUUACUGAGGUGCUGGACCGCGGGCUUGCGACGCUAAAAAUGGCCACGGAGGUUGGCGUUACGGUCUGCUUUGGGACUGACCUCCUGGGGCCCACUCACUUUGCGCAGAGCAAGGAAUUCUCCAUCCGCAGUCGAGUGCAGAGCCCGGUAGAGGUCUUGAGGAGUGCGACUGUCAAUGCGGCGAAAUUGCUCCGACAGGAAGACAGGUUGGGCCAGGUCAAGGAAGGAUUCAUGGCUGAUCUUCUGAUCAUGGAGCGCAAUCCGCUGGAUGACAUCUCGAUAUUGGACAAUCCUGAGGAGACCAUAUCAGCUCUUGUCAAGGAUGGUAGAGUGGUGCGGUCCAGGCUAACCACGCUACAGUAA